CCUCGGCAUUGUCCCCGAAAGCCCAGGGCUUCUACGGAGUAGACUUUGCUUGAGUUCGCAAUUACAUUCAUUUUGUAUAGAUUUUAUCUCUAUUGGAGUUUUCAUAUUUACUAUUCAUAUUAUUGAUAUUAUCGUCUUAUCUCGUCUCGCAUGUUAAUCGUUCUACUCAGCCAUGAACCGCAUGACUGGAUUCAGGUUCCAGCGGGCUUGUCUCGCCCGUCGACCGGCAAGCAGCAUCCAUCGUCCCCGGUGGUACUCGUCGACGGUUUCUGAUGAUACUUUUCCAUUGAAAGGCGUGCGAGUUUUGGAUAUGACCCGAGUUUUGGCUGGUCCAUAUUGUACACAGAUUUUGGGAGAUUUGGGAGCAGAUGUUAUCAAAGUGGAACACCCCGUGCGCGGUGACGAUACUCGGGCUUGGGGUCCGCCGUACGCCAAGUACACCGACGGGUCGGAGGGCCCGGGGGAGAGUGCCUAUUAUCUUGGAGUAAAUCGCAACAAAAAAUCGAUUGGUCUAUCCUUUGCCCAUAAGUCCGGAGUGGAGAUUCUACACCGACUGGCCAAGGAAUGUGACGUUCUCGUCGAGAACUACCUCCCUGGUAGCCUUAAGAGAUACAACAUGGAUUAUGAGACCCUGCGCUCCAUCAAUCCCAAACUGAUCUACGCCAGUAUCACCGGGUACGGUCAGACCGGGCCAUACAGCAACCGUGCAGGGUACGAUGUCAUGGUUGAGGCCGAGAUGGGUCUAAUGCAUAUCACAGGCAGCAGGGAGGGUGACCCGGUCAAGGUGGGCGUUGCUGUGACCGAUUUGACGACCGGUCUGUACACAUCGAAUGCGAUCAUGGCCGCCUUGCUUGCGCGGAUGAGAACUGGGAAGGGACAGCACAUCGAUGCGUGUCUGAGCGACUGCCAGGUUGCAACCUUGGCGAACAUUGCCAGUUCCGCUCUGAUUAGUGGCCAGAAAGAUACAGGGCGAUGGGGAACUGCACACCCAUCGAUCGUACCCUACCGAAGCUACAAGACGCUCGACGGCGAUAUUCUGUUCGGGGGCGGCAAUGACAGGCUAUUUGGUGUGUUGUGCGAUCGACUGGGACACCCCGAAUGGAAGACCGAUGUCCGAUUUGUUACCAACAGUGAUCGAGUGAAGCAUCGUGGAGAUAUCGACGGCCUGAUUGAGGAGACAGUGAGGCAGAAGACCACGCAGGAGUGGUUGGACAUCUUGGAGGGCAGCGGGAUGCCUUAUGCCGCCGUCAACGAUAUCCAGGGAACACUGAACCACUCCCACGUGCAAGCACGGGGAAUGGUCGCCGAAGUCGAACAUCCGACCUGUGGUCCCAUCAAGUUGGUGAAUACGCCGAUCAAGUAUUCGCACGCAACCCCUGGCAUUCGGACGCCGCCCCCGACACUCGGGCAACAUACGGACGAGAUAUUGGGGGAGGUGCUCGAGUAUGGCAAAGACGAGAUUGCGCGGUUGAAACAGGAGGGCGUCGUAGCAUAGAAGCCGAUCAUAUAGUAGCUAGGUGAACCCACCCCGGUGGAUUACUCCAAACUGCGCCGGGGAUCCGGGGUCCGAAGGUUCACGCAUGCAGAAACAAUCCCUACAUGGUUAGUUGGCCAGUGGCUACCGGAUAGUCCGCGCUGGGGAGAGGCACAAAUCAUAUGAGCAUAGAUAGGUAGAAGGUAGUUUGAAUCCGCCAUGCAUGUUAAGCAUGGCUGUUGUCCGGGGCAUUCUUAUUGCAGUGGCAGGGCGCUUCCGUCGAGGGCGCGCGGGGGAUGGAUUCCUCCCAUCAC
Aspergillus sclerotioniger CBS 115572 is the source of this 1788-nucleotide messenger RNA. Its product is annotated as CaiB/BaiF CoA transferase family protein. Bases 173 to 1495 code for a protein of 440 amino acids. The transcript is spliced from 6 exons. Gene Ontology annotation, molecular function: catalytic activity. The record is from RefSeq and is a predicted model, not a curated record. NCBI's taxonomy places the organism in Eukaryota, Fungi, Ascomycota, Eurotiomycetes, Eurotiales, Aspergillaceae.